CUCUUUUAUUCCUUCUUUUUUUUUACCUUACCAAUGCGAUUUGCUGCAACUCUCGCGUUGGUCGCCGCCGCGUCUGCGCUCGUGUGCGCUGCGCCUGCGCCUUACACUGCCGUCGGCGAUGCCAGUGCAGACCACAUCGCCUCGCUGCCCGGUCUGACCACGGCAAUCAACUUUAAGCAGUACGGCGGUUACCUCAACGUCGAUGCCCAGCGCGGCCGCAACCUCUACUACUGGUACACCACCCCCGACACGACCUCCGCCAACUUCCAGUCUGCCAACAACACGCUCAUCCUCUGGCUCAACGGCGGUCCCGGUUGCUCGUCCGUUUCGGGCUUCUUCUCUGAGAACGGCCCGUUCCUCGUCCAGUCGGACGGCCUGACCAUCCAGCUCAACCCCCACGCUUGGAACAACGCCGGCCACGUCUUCUGGCUCGAGAGCCCCGCCGGUGUCGGCUUCAGCUACUCGGACACCAAGGCCGAUUACAACACUAACGACGACAAGACUGCCGUCGACUCGUACACUGCCCUCCAAGUCUUCUACACCCGCUUCCCCGAGCUGCGUUCCAAGGCACUCUACAUUACUGGCGAGAGCUACGCCGGACACUACAUUCCCCAGCUUGCCCAGCAAAUCCUCGCCCACAACACUGCAGGCGACCAGCCGUUCAUCAACCUUGUCGGCAUUGCUGUUGGCAACGGCCUGACCAACGAGGACGACGACUUUGCCGCUCCCAUCACUUUCUUCCGCCAUCACUCGAUUGUUUCGCCCCAGGCUUACGCCAAGGCCAACACUGCCUGCCAGGGCAACUUUGUCUCCAACGCUCCCGGCUGCCAGUCCGCCGUCAACUCUGCUCUGGCCGUCAUUUCGGAUCUGAUUGACCAGUAUGACGUUAUUGAGGAUGUCUGCCUCGACGACAGCCCCGAGAACCGCGCCAAGCUCCUCCCCACCCGCCGCGCUCGUCAGUCCACCAUGCUGCUCAAGAACCACCCCCACUUUGGCGAGAUGCCCAUCACUCCUCCCUGCGUCGACAACUACAUUACCACCUACCUGAACCGCGCUGAGGUCAAGGAUGCCAUUCAUGCCAAGGGCAGCAUCUCCUGGGAGGAGUGCACCGAUUCGAUCAACUACACCUUCAACCACUCUUCCAUUCUGCCCGUCUACGAGCAGUUCUUUAACAACUACAAGAACCUGUCGAUUCUGAUCUACUCUGGUGACGCUGAUGGUGUCCUCCCCUUCAUUGGCACUGAGGGCUGGCUCGCCCGCCUUCCCCUGACCAUUACCGAGGCAUGGCGCGAGUGGAAGGGCUCUGACUUGCAGAACGCUGGCUACACGAUCAAGUACGACAAGCUGACCUACCUGACCAUCCGCGGUGCUGGCCACAUGGUUCCCGAGUUCCGACCCAUGCAUGCACUCGACUUUAUCACCCGAUUCAUCAACAAGCAGCCCUUCUAAAAUGCACCGUGAUUUCGUGUGUGUGCUUUUUGUUUUGCCAACAAGUUACAAUUUAGAGCAAAACCUCCCCUUUCCACCGCCAAA
Molecule: messenger RNA, 1533 nt
Organism: Capsaspora owczarzaki ATCC 30864
Lineage: Eukaryota; Filasterea; Ministeriida; Capsasporidae
Product: cre
Exons: 9
Coding region: 34-1449 (471 amino acids)
Biological process (GO): proteolysis
Molecular function (GO): serine-type carboxypeptidase activity
Source: RefSeq, a predicted model, not a curated record